Molecule: messenger RNA, 5107 nt
Organism: Haliotis rufescens (red abalone)
Lineage: Eukaryota; Metazoa; Mollusca; Gastropoda; Lepetellida; Haliotidae
Product: beta-1,3-galactosyl-O-glycosyl-glycoprotein beta-1,6-N-acetylglucosaminyltransferase-like
Exons: 4
Coding region: 193-1482 (429 amino acids)
Cellular component (GO): membrane
Molecular function (GO): acetylglucosaminyltransferase activity
Source: RefSeq, a predicted model, not a curated record
UCAACAGCGGACUGCUAUAUACUUGGAAACUAAUUCAGUCUACAUGGGAAAUAGAGCGCAGGGAACACGAGCUUUGGCUUCGCAUGGUGCAGGAUGGAUUGAAGCUUCAUUUGGGAUAUUUGGUUGAUCACUGAGAAUCUUAAAACAAAUCAAGUGCUUCCGAACGAAAAGGAACCCAUCUCCUGGAGAGGAAUGUGGAGGAGGAAACUGGGGAUUGGAUUGUUAGUCUCGCUUUCAUUCUUCAUCGUGCUGGUGGUCUUUGAUGACGUGUUUAGAAACGCCGUGGGUGUUGGCAGAAUCUCAUACAAUGUCCCUGUCUACCUCGAAGAGAAGGACAUCGCCGCUGUCAACUGUCAGUACCUCUUCAAUGGAAAUAUAACCGAAAUACAGAGAGCCAAAUACAAAAUGGCUCGCGAUUACGACUACCGGGCUAACAUGGACGACGCUUACCUCAGAACAGGAACGAAUGACUGUUCUAAGUUUAAACAGGAUCGUUUAUACAUAAUGGAUGUGUCUAAGGAAGAGGAGGAUUUCCCCAUUGCUUUCAGUAUUGUUCUUUAUAAAGACGCUCAGCAAGCUGAGAGGUUAUUACGAGCUGUGUAUAGGCCAAACAACCAUUACUGUAUACACGUGGACGCUAAGGCGCCGCCGUCGGUGCACGCCGGCAUGAGGAAACUCACGGAGUGUUUCGACAACGUCAAUAUGGCGUCCAAGACGUUGGACGUUGUGUGGGGAGAGUUUUCGGUACUUGAGGCAGAGCUUGUGUGUAUUAAUGACCUGCUACGCUACAAGAAAUGGAAAUAUUUUAUCAACUUAACUGGUCAGGAGUACCCCUUAAAGACGAAUCUGCAGUUGGUGAGGAUACUGAAGGCGUAUAACGGCGCCAACGAUAUUGAUGCGACCGUAUCAAGGUACUUUGAGAACCUCAGAAGGUGGUGGCCCGCCGGCAGUCCACCCCACGGAAUCCGACCAGUGCAGGGAGCGGUCCACAUCAUCGCCAACAGGGACUUCGUGGACUAUGCCAUAAACAAUCAGGUUGCCAAGGAUUUGCUCAACUGGGUUAAACAGACCAAAAUUCCGGAUGAAACCUUCUUCUCCACACUCAACCACAACCCUCAGCUCCAGAUACCGGGAACCUACAUAGGUGUCCCAGAAACUCACCCCAAGAUCAAACCCUUUUUGGCCCGCUACAAGAUCUGGGACAAUGGAGUCCACUUCUUCAUGGACGACUGUCAAGGCAAAUACGUCCACCACAUUUGCAUCUUCGGCGUCGGCGAUUUGUCCCGCUUCCAAAAACGCCAAGAGUUAUUCGCCAACAAGUUCCACAUUGACUUUGAGCCCAUCGUUUAUGAGUGCAUGGAGGAGAGAUACUUCACCGCCGUCAAAGAAGAACAACGAGGGGUCGUAGACUUUGACAUCACAUUCUAUAGAUCUGUGGGGUUCGUCCUUCACCAAGUGAAACCCCGGUUGGAUGCAUUGUGAUAUUAGCCAAAUUGUAGACUUAAAUUUAUUAAUUUAUUUGUUGAUCUCAUCGGAAAGGUUCCCUGCAUGUGCUCUACUUUAUACUGAUUAUGCGACAUCUCUGUAUAUCUGUGGGUAAACCUUUUGCUGCAAUGUGUAUCUUCAUUUGUGAAUGUGUUUCAAGCCUUAGGGUAAACAUUUGUUGGUUCGAGAGCUGUGAAACCACAUGAGUGUACCUCCAUUGUGCAUUUACAGUAUGUUCAUUGUUAAAUUUACUUCAAGGGCAAUUUGUAUUCGUGCAAGAUCUCUAGGAGUGAAACCAUAUGAUAUACGUAAUGCGUUAACACUAUUUAUUGUUAAAUGUGUUUCAAGAGCAAUAUGUAUUGGUGCAAGAUCUCUAGCAGUGAAACCAUAUGAUAUACGUAAUGCGUUAACACUAUUUAUUGUUAAAUGUGUUUCAAGAGCAAUAUGUAUUGGUGCAAGAUCUCUAGCACUGAAACGAUUUGAUGUACGUAAGGCAUUAACACUAUCCACCCAUAGCAAUAGGUAUAAUUGGUUUAAGAUGUCCUGAAACGAUAUGAAUGUAUGCUGUGCGUUGACUCUAUAUUCCUUGUUAAAUGUGUUUCGGGGGCAUUAUGUAUUGGUUCAAGAUGGCCUGCAUUGAAAACAUACGGAAAAGUCAAAUCGAGAACUCGAAAGAAACAUUUGAGACUAGCCAUGAAUAUAUAUUUGUUAAACACUGAACGUGUUUAUCAAGCCUUGCUCGCGAGGAUCGUCCCAUGCGUAUGGGAAUGUUUAAUAUAUUUGAUUUAUUAAUUUCUGUAUUCUAGUAUAACGUAACACUUUCUGCAAUCAUUUGCACACGUGCCCCGUAUUCAUUAACAAGAAUAUAUCCUGACUUCAGAGAAAUAUUCGCAGUCGUGUUUUUAUCACGCAUAAACUAGCCCAUAACAUGGUAUGCAAUCCAUCAGCAAGAUAUAUACUCAUCGCCAAAAGAAGCACGAAUACCAUACAUGUUGGUUGAUAUAUGAAUAAUUACACAUAUUCAAGAAAUAUAAACGAACAUACUGAGAUGUUGUGCACACGACGCUCAUGAACGCAUCACAUGUGACGUCAUAUAUCCAUGACUCGAGGUACAAUUUGUCUCGUAAAGUUUGGAAAUCACGUGCAUCAUAUUGUAAUAAAAAUAACGACACUGUGUGAUAACACUUGACUUGUAUGUAUAUAAUUAAAUAUGAUAUAUUUGAUAAUAUUUCCAUAGAAAAAUAUGCACGUGGCCUUAGGAUUCUCAUGACUUUGUAUGUUCACGUUUAAUGUCUUCCCAUGCGAUUGUGUUUGGCAUCUCUUGCUUGCAAGUUCUAUUGCAUCCCGAUGUCACACCCAGACGCCAUUUUAUGCCACCUUAUUGGGUGAGCCUGCACUGCACAAUCACAGGUCGUCUUCACAUGCUGUGGUAUACAGUUUGCCUUUUCGCAAGAUAUUUAAAGGCCUUAACUGAUUUUGUGUUGUGUUGCUCUUCAGGAAACAUACACCAUUGUACUUGUGAUGUUAUACAUUAUAUUUACUUAUACCUAAAUACUCUUGAUAUGAUGUGUAACAAGGGUUCCUCAAAAUCGGUUAGUUGUAUACCAAUUCAUCAUUGACAUUGACAAUAAUUUUAGAAAUACUGACGGGGUUAACAUUAACGUGUUGACUCUUUUGUGAAGGAAUCCGAUAUUAGAAUACAAUAGAAAUCAUUACUCCUACAAGGUCUCGUGCCAAGUUAACGACUGCACACCCAACGUGGAGUACAUCGAUUUGGCAACACGUUUACCGACAUUCAAAUUCGGAACGAGAAAACCUCACGUAGCAAUGAUCGCAAAUGUCCAUUUUUAGUACAGACUAUAUGUAAUAAAUCUUUGAAAGGCAUUUAGAAGUGAUACACAUAAGGAAGAUCUACGGAUGUCAACUUCUUUUAUUAUGAGGAAUACAACGUUUCGCUUACCAUUAUCGAGUAUACGCUUACCAUUUCAUCACCUAAUGACGGAGUAAGCAUAUACUCAGAAACGUUAUAAAAUAUAUGUAAUAUGUAAUAUAUGUUAUAUGUAAUAAGAUACUAUUAUAAUCAUAGGGUGUCAUUCAUGCCAAAUGGCAUCACGUACUGUUAUUCUACUCGUACAAAUUUCUGUUGUCGGCAAUUCUCCUAUUCCUGUUGAAAUAGCAAUCUAAAAAAUAUCCUUAGUUUCAUGGAAAAAAUAUACAGAGCAAGGUGAAACGAGAUAUAUAUGUUUGAAAGCUCAGAUAGGAUUUUGUUUUGUAAAACAUAUGAUAGAUGGUAAACUUUACACAAACACUGUUAAUCCACUUUAGGGUGUGUGUUGAAUUUGGAGUCCGUAUUUCAGUAAAUCAUAUUUGCGUGAAAAUACCUAAAAAUAAUUACGCUUUAUUCAGAUGAAAUAGAUAGAUCCCUUUGUCAAAAUAUAGGAUUAUUAUUUCAAAACCAUAGCGUUCACUAAAUAGGAUGGGAUUUCCAAAAAGUUGUUUUGAAUUAUUCGCAUUUGUGAAAUGUGUGGUGGGUGUACCCCAGACACAAGUAAGAAAUAAAGCAAUAUUACGCUUUAACUUUUAAAUAUAAUUGAUUUUUGUUUGCAGGUGAUCAUUAUAUCCAUUUACAACAAUGCACGGCCUUGCCUUAAUGCAUAUUGCAAAGCCUUGUUAUGCUAGAAUACUACCAUAUUGCCCGUUAAAUGUUAUCUCCCAUAAACUGGUGUUGCUUGAAAUGACACCAUUGGAUAACGUCACAAGUGUUGAUGACGUCACAAAAUAUAUGAUAUCUUCGUGUGAAUCUUUUCCCUUAUCUACCACACCCGAACUGUACCCCACCUCUGGAUCUGGUGUAACGCUGGAAUGAUGGAGGUAUCCCCCCCCCAAGCGAAGUACGUUUAGGGUGAGUUCUUGAUUAGUGUAUGUGUGUUCAACCAAUUCUUGUGUCAAUCUAAUUCCACUUCGUGUCUUUUAUACUUUGUCCAAAGAUAUGUGAACAUAUUUUCAGGUAUUCACAGAUACUAUUUUAACGUGUGUGUGUGUGUGUUACAUAACAUUAAGACUUUAAAGUAACUUUCACUAUGUCUAUCUGGGAAUACUUUUGUUCCUUGAAAGGUUAUUUUAAACAUUGAUCUACACUUUUUUUAAUAAAAAAUACUCAAAAAAUGGCAUUUACUCAUAUUAUUUGUGUUUUCCUAAAGUAAUUACUUUAGCAAUCGUUCAAUGUAUAUAUUGAAAAUAUGUUGUUAAAUUAUCGAUUACUUGCUUUUUUAAUACUUUUUUCAAUGGUAUAUUGAUACAAGCAUUCUUGCCAAGGACGUUCAACGUACAGGUGACAUUUUGAUAUUUAUGUUUCACUAUGUAAAAAAACAACAAUUAGCUUCUUCUAUUGAGAUUAUAUUUUGUUUGAAUUUAUGAUUUUAAGCAAAAAACCUUGUUAAAAAUAUUAAUAUGUGAUUAGAAUUUUGAAAUAUUAGUAAUCGUUGGUUUUGUAUAUAUUGCUUAAUGUGAAAACAUUUUGGGAUAUCCACGUUUACUGAUUACGACGUUUAGAUAUUUCACUUUGUUGUUUCACAUGUCUUCUCAAUUUUUUACUUCUAUAUAAAUAAAUGUUCAUUCAUCA